AAUUCAGUAUUGGAAAUGAGCGCAAUCGCGUUGACAUCGAAAAACAAAACGGACGUGUUAGUGAAAAGAAGCGUUUCAAAAGACACAUCGAAAAUGAAUACACACAAAGUGAUCAAGACAAUUGUCACCUCACCGAAAAUAUACAAGCCCGUUGGACCCUACAGCCAAGCUAUUUUGGCAGAUAAGACACUUUAUAUAUCAGGGGUACUAGGCUUAGAUGCUAACGCCCAGUUGGUAUCUGGCGGAGCUGCAGCGCAAACGAGGCAGGUGCUGGAUAAUAUGAGGCAUAUACUUGAAGCAGGCGGUGCGUCUCUGGCAUCAGUCGUCAAAACCACCAUAUUACUUGCCAAUAUGGACGAUUUUCAAGCAGUAAAUCAAGUUUAUGCUGAAUAUUUUCCAAAAAACGCUCCGGCACGAGCGACGUACCAAGUAGCCAAGCUUCCGAUGGGUGCUGCUGUUGAGAUCGAAGCAAUCGCUCUGAGCGGUGACCUGGUGAUUACUGAAGCGGGUCCUUGUCCACGCACCUAGAAUUUUGCCUGUCGUGCCAACUUUAUGCAUUCAUAUAUAAUACUCGAUAACAUAUACUGACAUUGAUAAAUAAUAAUACAUUUUAGUAUACUUAGGUCGACGGUCAAAAGUUCGCUAAGACCAAGGCUCUUGUAAAAUCUUAAGACUGGUAUAAUCUAUGUGAAUAUUUUAUUUUUAUACAAGUAUUUACACUUAUACACUGCGCGGAAAUGUGGCUUAUUAAUUUUUUAUUAAAUGUUGUUAAAAAAUAGAA
Galleria mellonella (greater wax moth) is the source of this 781-nucleotide messenger RNA. It is a transcript of the gene UK114, whose product is annotated as 2-iminobutanoate/2-iminopropanoate deaminase. The record is from RefSeq and is a predicted model, not a curated record. Gene Ontology annotation, molecular function: deaminase activity. Gene Ontology annotation, cellular component: cytosol. The coding region runs from base 16 to 528 and encodes 170 amino acids. NCBI's taxonomy places the organism in Eukaryota, Metazoa, Arthropoda, Insecta, Lepidoptera, Pyralidae. The transcript is spliced from 3 exons.